Molecule: messenger RNA, 6460 nt
Organism: Nymphaea colorata (pocket water lily)
Lineage: Eukaryota; Viridiplantae; Streptophyta; Magnoliopsida; Nymphaeales; Nymphaeaceae
Product: chaperonin CPN60-2, mitochondrial
Exons: 35
Coding region: 220-6141 (1973 amino acids)
Biological process (GO): microtubule cytoskeleton organization; protein refolding
Cellular component (GO): cytosol; mitochondrion; cytoplasmic microtubule
Molecular function (GO): ATP binding; microtubule binding; ATP-dependent protein folding chaperone
Source: RefSeq, a predicted model, not a curated record
UCCUUCCUCGUUGGAAAAGCUGGAAGGAAAAAAUACAGAAGAAAAAAAAAAGAAACAAGAAGCGGAGGGGAAGAAAACCAGUGACCGAUCUCUCCUUUUUCUUUUCAUCCUGUUUCUCUCUCUCGUCUCUCCACUUCAGAUCUGCUUCACAUUCCUCUUCCCCCGUCAAUUUCCCCUUUUCCUGUCCGUCCGCAGGCCGGAGGGAACCUAGGGCUGACGAUGGAGGAGCCCUUAGAGAUGGUGCAGUCGAAGGACACGAAGGAGCGGAUGGCCGGAGUGGAGCGCCUCCACGGCUACCUCGAGAAUUGCCGGAGAAGCCUCUCCUCCGCCGAAGUCACCUCCCUCGUCGACUGCUGCCUCGAUCUGCUGAAGGACAGCAAUUUCAGGGUCAGCCAGGGGGCGCUUCAGUCGCUCGCCUCCGCGGCAGUUCUCGCCGGCGAGCAUCUGAAGCUCCAUUUCAACGCACUCGUUCCUGCUGUCGUCGAGCGCCUGGGUGAUGCGAAGCAGCCCGUUCGAGAUGCUGCCCGCAGGCUUCUCCUUACGCUUAUGGAGGUUUCUUCACCGACAAUAAUAGUUGAAAGAGCUGGUAGUUAUGCCUGGACACACAAGAGUUGGCGUGUUCGUGAAGAGUUUGUUCGAACAGUUUCUUCUGCAGUUGGCCUAUUCGCCUCUACUGAGCUCACUCUUCAGCGUGUCGUACUUCCUCUGGUAUUGCAGCUGUUGAAUGACUCAAAUAACAGUGUAAGAGAAGCUGCCACUUUGUGCAUAGAGCAAAUGUACACUCAAGUUGGGCCUCAAUUUUUUGACGAACUGCAGCGGAAUCAUCUUCCCCCUGCUAUGGUUAAGGAGAUAAGUGCAAGACUUGAAAAGAUUGAGUCCAAGGUUCGUCCUGCUGAUGCUCUUUCCAGCCAAUUUGGUUUACCAGAAACAAAGCCUGCAAUUCUGCCUUCAUUCACUCAGAAGAAAAGCAGUCCAAAAAUAAAGAGCUCAGUUCGUGAAAGUUCUCUUUUUGGUGGUGAAAAUGAUGUUACAGAGAAAUCUAUUGAGCCAGUUAAGGUUUUCUCUGAGAAAGAAUUAAUUAGAGAAAUUGAGAAAAUCGGUGCUACACUUGUGCCUGAACAAGAUUGGUCAGUUAGAAUUGCUGCAAUGCAGAGACUCGAGGGCCUCGUAUUUGGAGGUGCUGCUGAGUACGCCUCAUUCCAAUCUCUGUUGAAGCAGCUUGUUGGUCCUCUAAGUGGUCAACUUUCUGAUAGACGUUCUAGCAUUGUGAAGCAGGCAUGCCAUUUGUUAAGUUUUUUAUCAAAGGAACUUUUGGGGGAUUUUGAGGCUUGUGCAGAGAUGUUUAUUCCGGUUCUUUUCAAGCUGGUUGUGAUAACAGUGCUUGUUAUAGCAGAAUCUGCUGACACUUGCAUAAAAACGAUGUUGCGCAAUUGUAAAGUGGCUCGUGUACUUCCCCGUAUUGCAGAUUGUGCAAAGAAUGACAGGAGUGCAGUUCUUCGUGCUAGGUGUUGUGAGUAUGCACUAUUGAUUCUUGAGUAUUGGGCUGAUGCACCUGAAAUACAGAGGUCAGCAGAACUUUAUGAGGAUCUUAUCAAAUGCUGUGUAGCGGAUGCCAUGAGUGAGGUGAGAUCCACUGCAAGAACAUGUUACCGAAUGUUCUCCAAAACAUGGCCUGAACGCUCGAGGCGGUUGUUUUUGAGCUUUGAUCCUGUGGUUCAGCGAAUAAUCAAUGAAGAAGAUGGAGGCAUUCACAGAAGAUAUGCAUCACCUACACUUCGGGAGAGAGGUGUGCAGCAAAUGCACGGUCUGACACAGCGAUCUGCUCAAUCAAAUGUUCCUGGUUUUGGGACUUCCUCAAUUGUGGCAAUGGACCGGAGCACAAAUUUACCUUCAGGGGCAUCUCUACUCUCUGGCAGUCAGCUUCUGUCACAAGCAAAGGCUGCAGGAAGGGGUACAGAAAGAAGUCUUGAAAGUGUUCUGCAGGCAAGCAAGCAGCAGGUUACGGCUAUUGAGAGCAUGCUGAAAGGUUUGGAUUUCUCGGAGAAGUGUAACCUAGCUAAACGUUCAACAAGUCUUGAUCUAGGAGUGGACCCUCCAUCAUCUCGUGAUCCCCCAUUUCCAUUGGCUGUUCCUGCAUCCAAUCACUUGUCAGCACAGAGUUCUGCAUUGGCUGGUUCAACUGCAGCCAAAAUCACUAAAGGUAGUCUUCUCUCUGGUGGUUCAAUUUUAUCAGAUCUUUUAUCAUCCCAGGUUACAGCUUCUAAAGAUAAUAGCAAAUUAUUGUAUGCAGGUAAUAUGACCACAGAUUCCCUGUCUCGCACUCACACUGCCAAGAGGGUUCCAUUGUCUUCUGAUCGACCACAAGAGAGAUUUGAAGAUAUUUCUGAUGUCAAGUCAAAUAGGCGUUUUGCUAACAUGCAAGUUGAUAGGCAGUACCUCGAUACACCUUAUAAGGAUCCAGCUUACGGAGAUGUACAUAGUAGUUAUGUUCCCAAUUUCCAGAGGCCUCUUUUGAGAAAGCCUGCUUCAGGAAGGGUUUCAAGUGGUAGAAACAGUAUUGAUGAAAGUCAUCUUCAAAUUGGAGAAAUGUCUAGCUGCUUGGAUGGUCCAGUAACAUUGACUGAAGCUCUAACUGAAGGCCUAAGUCCUAGUUCCAACUGGUCAGCCAGGGUUUCUGCUUUUCGUUAUGUCCAUGGUUUACUGCAACAAGGACCAAAAGGAAUACAAGAAGUUACCCAGAACUUUGAGAAAAUUAUAAAGUUGUUUUUCCAGCACUUGGAUGAUCCCCAUCAUAAGGUGGCACAGGCAGCUUUUGCGACGCUCACUGAUAUGAUUCCAGUUUUCAAAAAACCGUUCGAGAGUUAUCUUGAGAGGAUUUUACCUCAUGUUUUCUCCCGGCUUAUAGAUCCAAAGGAACUUGUAAGGCAGUCUUGUUCAUCAACCUUGGAAAUGGUUGGGAGCAUAUAUGGAAUAGAUUCAUUGCUUCCUGCAUUUCUUCGUUCACUCGAUGAGCAGCGAUCGCCAAAGGCUAAAAUUGCUGUCAUUGAAUUUGCUAUUAACUCCUUCAAUACACAUGCAAUGAGUUCUGAUGGUGCUAAUUGUAGUGGAUUAUUAAAGUUGUGGUUUGCUAAGUUGGCACCUCUUGUUAAUGAGAAAAAUGCAAAGCUUAAAGAAGCAGCCAUCACGGGUAUUAUAUCGGUUUAUACACACUUUGAUUCUGCGGCUGUUUUAAAUUUUAUUGUUGGUUUAUCUGUGGAGGAACAAAAUGCAAUGAGGAGAGCUCUCAAGCAGUACACUCCUAGGAUAGAGGUGGACCUUAUGAACCUUCUACAAAAUAAGAAAGAGAGAUCACGGUCAAAAUCUUUAUAUGACCAGUCAGAUGUUGUUGGAACAUCUUCCGAAGAAGGCUAUGUAGGAACAUCAAAGAAAAAUAAUUUCUUUGGGAGGUUCUCUGCUGGUGCUAUUGAUGGUAAUGGUGGUAGAAAGUGGAGUUCCAUGCAUGAAUCCAUGUUCAUGGUAACUUCUUAUAAUCAUGCACCUUCUGAUGAACUGCAGGAAAAUUACCGGAAUCACGAGGGUAUUUCAAAGUCUGAAUUACAUUGUAGCACCUCCAGCAGAAAAACUGUUGAUACUUUAGAAAACAAAGAAUCCUGGAGCCACCAAUUGGAUGCUAAGAACUUAAAUCAUCAAACAGAUGUUGAAAGUUGUGGUGUUUCUCCUAGUUUAGAAGUCCAUGGGAAUGAAGGGGCAGAAGUUCUUCAUGGUGGAGAAUCUGCUGCUAAUGCAGUAAAUCAGGAUAAAUCUGUUGUACUUAAAGAUGCCUCUUUGUUGGAUUCUGGCCCUAGCAUUCCUCAACUUCUUCACCAGAUAUGCUAUGGAAAUGAUGAAAAUCCAUCGGAAAGCAAAAAGGAAGCAAUCCAGCAGUUGGUUCAUGUUUCCAUGGAAAAGGAUCCUUCUAUAUGGACAAAGUAUUUCAACCAAAUUCUAACUGCAGUACUUGAGGUGGUUGAUGAUAGUGAUCCUUCAGUCAGAGAGCUUGCACUUUCUCUGAUUCUUGAGAUGCUUAAUUACCAGAAAGAUUCCAUAGAGGAUUCUAUUGAAAUUGUUAUUGAGAAGCUGCUCCAUGCCUCCAGAGAUUCAAUUGCAAAGGUAUUAGUUAGAUUUUCUUCAAGGAACUACCAAAUUUUUGUUCUUUUCAGUUGUAAAAUUGUAAUAGCAAGUUGCUUUUACUUUCAGGUUUCAAAUGAAGCUGAGUGCUGCUUGUCGGUUGUGUUAUCCCAGUUUGACCCAUAUAGAUGUCUUUCUGUCAUUACACCAUUGUUGGUAAGCGAAGAUGAGAAAGCGCUUGUCUCUUGUAUUAACUGUUUGACAAAGCUUGUUGGGCGGCUUUCACAGGAGGAGUUAAUGGGUCAACUACCAUCAUUCUUACCGGCUUUGUUUGAUGCUUUUGGGAGUCAGAGUGCAGAUGUUCGUAAGAUUGGUAGCAGGUUGAGCUGGAGCAGAAACUAUGCGGCAAAGGACAUUAGGUUCGGGGUAGAAGCUCGGGCGUUGAUGCUCAAGGGUGUUGAAGAUCUUGCUGAUGCUGUUAAAAUCACUAUGGGCCCUAAGGGCCGCAAUGUUGUCAUAGAACGGAGCUUUGGCUCGCCUCAAGUGACAAAGGAUGGUGUGACUGUUGCAAAAAGCAUUGAGUUCAGCCAUAGGGUCAAGAACAUGGGAGCUAGCCUAGUUAAACAGGUUGCCAAUGCUACCAAUGAUGUUGCUGGAGAUGGCACCACAUGCGCGACAGUUUUAACUAGGGCAAUCUUUGCAGAAGGUUGUAAAUCUGUUGCAGCAGGAAUGAAUGCGAUGGAUUUGCGGAGAGGAAUUUCGAUGGCUGUUGAUUCUGUAGUCACCAACUUGAAAAGCCAAGCUCGAAGGAUCAGCACAUCAGAGGAAAUUGCUCAGGUUGGUACAAUAUCAGCAAAUGGUGAAAGAGAAAUUGGUGAAUUGAUUGCUAAGGCUAUGGAGAAAGUUGGCAAAGAGGGUGUCAUUACUGUUGCUGAUGGGAAGACCUUGCUUAAUGAACUAGAAGUUGUUGAAGGAAUGAAGCUUGAUAGGGGUUAUAUAUCACCUUACUUCCUUAAUGAUCCAAAGACUCAGAAAUGUGAACUUGAAGAUCCUCUUAUUUUGAUCCAUGAGAAAAAAAUCUCCAGCAUAAAUUCAGUUGUUAAAGUGUUAGAGCUGGCACUGAAGAGGCAGAGGCCAUUAUUGAUUGUUGCUGAAGAUGUAGAAAGUGAUGCCUUAGCUACACUCAUCAUAAAUAAGCUUCGGGCCGGCAUAAAGGUGUGUGCUGUCAAGGCUCCUGGGUUUGGUGAAAACCGGAAAGCAAGUUUGCAGGACCUGGCUACUCUAACUGGAGGCCAGCUUGUUACUGAGGAUCUGGGAAUGAACCUUGAGAAAGUUGAUUUGGAGAUGCUAGGUACUGCUAAAAAGGUAACUAUAUCUAAAGAUGACACUGUCAUCCUUGAUGGAGCUGGCGAUAAGAAAGCCAUUGAGGAAAGAUGUGACCAGUUGAGAUCUGCAAUAGAAGCAAGUAAUUCUGAUUAUGAUCGAGAGAAGUUGCAAGAAAGGUUGGCCAAACUUUCAGGAGGAGUUGCUGUUAUAAAGAUUGGUGGAGCUAGUGAAGCUGAGGUUGGUGAAAAGAAAGAUCGAGUAACUGAUGCUCUGAAUGCGACCAAGGCUGCUGUUGAAGAGGGUAUUGUGUCAGGUGGUGGUGUGGCACUGCUUUACGCAUCAAGGGAGCUAGAAAGAUUGCAAACUGCAAAUUUUGACCAGAAAGUUGGGGUUCAGAUUAUUCAGAAUGCCUUGAAGACACCUGUGUAUACAAUUGCUUCCAACGCUGGAGUUGAGGGAGCUGUUGUUGUGGGCAAGCUGUUAGAGCAGGACAACCUUGACCUUGGAUAUGAUGCUUCCAAGGGUGAAUAUGUAGACAUGGUAAAGGCAGGGAUUAUUGAUCCGGUGAAAGUAAUUAGAACUGCUCUGGUAGAUGCUGCAAGUGUGUCUUCUUUGAUGGCAACCACAGAGGCAGUGGUUGUUGAACUCCCCAAGGAAGAGAAGAAUGUGCCAUCAAUGGGUGGUGACAUGGGAGACAUGGACUAUUGAAGAGAUAUACUACUGCAGUGAACUGAAUAGUCUUAUACGGUCUUUUCCAGCCUUCUCUUGUUCGCAUUCUCACAAUUUUUUCACCUUGGAUGAUGUACCGAAAUUGUAACAAAUAGAGUCGGGUGUGAAGGAAUUUUCUCUGCUGUAACAGUCGUGAUCUUUUACGUCACAACCUUUAUAAAUGAAAAUCAAGGUUGGGUUGCUCACAACAUCCUGAGCAUUAUUUUGUUCUUGCUCUGUGGUGAACGUCUGAUUUAGAUUUUACCGAGGGAAUUUGAAAUUUGCAAGGAAGGGGUAUACUCACUUUUUUAAGUUUGAA